GAAGCUACACAGUGGCACGCGAUGAAGCUAUAAAACCGACACGCGCGAAGAUGCCAUCGGGGACGAUCUGGUAGGCGCGCGCCUGUUCUCUUCGCCCACACACCAUGUCCUGCUCGUGCCGCUGUGCGCAACAGCCCGCCUCAUACUCCCCGCCUCCGGCGUACAGCUCGCAGUCGCGCGCGGCGCAGACGGAGACGGCGCCUGAGACUGCCAGUUCUAGCCCAUCUACGCCCCACCGCGGGAUCGACAAACACCUUACCUGGAUCAACACCCCUUGGAUGCGCGUCUUCGUCCCCCGCGCCCUCUUCCUCGUUCUAUGCGCGCUGUGUCUUGCCUUCUACGCCCUCUACCUCACCUUCGGCGCCCUUUACCGCCUCGUCGCGGCUCCUUCACCCGACGUGUACUGGGCGCUUCCCCUCGUUCCCGAGGCGGAUUGCAUGGGAUACGGGAUGCGCGCGUACACGGCGACGCUCGUUAUCGAGCCUGCGUCGGGAGGUAGCAUGCACGCGUCCGCGGCGCCCCGAGUGGACGAGCCUGCGUCAAGCGGGUGGAUUGUUGAGUCCGUGCCAAACGCUCUGGGUAACAAGCCCGUGCCGGACGGAUGGCACAGGAUGUGCAUGAACGACGCCCCGGCGGUGGAGGUAACGGGAAAGGUGCUGAAGAGGCCGACGUGGUGCGAUAUGCGGGAGGACCACACAAUCGUCGGACACUGGGUCGUAGACUACGGCGAGCCGGAGUGCGUGAGUAGCUGGGGAUGGUUCACGGACAAGGGCUGCACGGCGGAGGGCUCGGGGUUGCGCACCUUCGAAUCCGACCUCCACGGCCGCCUCGACGCCGGCGCCUGGCGCGACAUGUGCCGCCGGACGCCCGCCAUCGUGCGCGGGGUGAAAUUCUUGGGCGCGAUGCGGUGCUACAAUCGGGACGACGAAGGAAUUUGGGGCGCUUGGGACAUCGAAGACAAGAGCUGCGCUUCCUGAGCGCGGCCAACGCGCGAGGGCCACAAUAUGCGCAAACCUUACAUGCAUCUAUGCCUCUAUGCACGUCUCUAAGCCAUCUGAGCAUGAUUUGAUGCUCGUUCAGUUGUAAUUCAGGC
Schizophyllum commune H4-8 is the source of this 1093-nucleotide messenger RNA. RefSeq lists its product as uncharacterized. The record is from RefSeq and is a predicted model, not a curated record. Bases 105 to 977 code for a protein of 290 amino acids. The transcript has 6 exons. NCBI's taxonomy places the organism in Eukaryota, Fungi, Basidiomycota, Agaricomycetes, Agaricales, Schizophyllaceae.